AUGUCUGACGAGCAGAAAGAGGUUAAUGUUGAGGUUGAUGUGAAGGACUUGGAACAGGCACUUUCCAAUGUCCUCUCUGGCCACAUUCCCGAAGAUGACGGCAUGAAGGAAAUUAUGCUCAGAUCCUACAGGGCCAACGAGCAGGAGAAGCAGAUUGGUGUGAGGGAGGCAUGCAGAAGGUAUCCCAGAGCCGUGUUCUGGACGAUUAUCUUCUCGCUCGGUGUGAUCAUGUGUGGCUAUGACGCGCAGAUCAUCAGUUCCUUCUAUGCCUUGCCAGCCUUCCAGAAGAAGUACGGAGACUAUGUUGGAGACGACACCUGGGCUGUGAGUGCUGCAUGGCAAUCUGGUCUCUCUAUGGGUUCGCCUAUCGGUCAGGUUGUUGGUACUCUGGCUGCUGGCCCUCCUAUUGAAUGGUGGGGCAGAAAGAAGUGUUUUGCUGCUGUCAACGUGCUCUGUAUCGGUUUCGUAUUCAUGCAAUUUUUUGCCCCUAACAUCAAGGUGCUUUGCGCUGGUGAAAUCUUGUCUGGUAUGCUUUGGGGAGUGUGUGUGCUAAUUGGACCCACAUAUGCUUCCGAAGUUGCACCUACUUCCCUGCGUGGUAUCCUGACUGCUGGUACCAAUCUGGCUUUCGUCAUUGGCCAAUUGAUUGCGUCUGGUAUCACCAAGGGUCUUUCUACCAACAACAGCCAAUGGGCCUACAGAAUCCCCUUUGGUGUUCAGUGGGUCUGGCCAGUCAUCAUCCUGGCUGUCAUCUUCUGGGCUCCAGAGUCUCCAUACUGGCUGGUUCGCCAGAACGACAUGGAGGGAGCCAAGGCUGCUCUGAGAAAGCUUGCCUGGUCUGUGGACGAAGAAGAGAUUGAGAGAAAUCUGUCUUUGAUUAAGGAGACUGACGCCUUGGAAAGAGAGAUGGAAAACAAAACCUCUUACUGGGACUGCUUCACCGGAAUCGACCGUUUCCGUUCUGAAAUCUGCAUCAUGGUGUAUUCUAUUCAGGUCAUUGGUGGUAACCCACUGAUCGGUUAUGCAACCAACUUUUUCGAGGUUGCAGGUUUGCCUACUGAUAAAGCCUUCGACAUGUCGCUUGGUAUGACUGCUAUGGGCUUCGUCGGAACCGUUCUAUGUUGGCCAUUGUUGGAGAAGGUCGGUAGAAGACCCAUGUAUCUGUUCGGUAUAGGGUGUAUGACCAUUUUGCUGUUCAUCAUUGCCUUCCUGGACUGUGCCAAAAACUAUUCGGCCAAGCCAGGUCUCGCGUGGGCGCAGGCUAGUAUCAUGGUGGUUUGGACUUUCCUUUACCAGGCCACUUCAGGUCCAUUGACCUUCGUUCUGAUUGGUGAAAUCCCAUCUACCAAGCUCAGAGGUAAGACGAUCGCUAUUGCUACUGCGAUUCAGUCUCUUUGCUCCAUUGUCACUACCGUUGCCCUUCCAUACAUGUUCUCUGCUGAAGAGGCUAACAUGAGAGGUAAGGUUGGAUUUGUGUUUGGUGGUAUCUGUAUCUUCUGCUCGAUCUGGGCUUACUUCAGAUUGCCAGAGACCAGAAAUAGAACUUUCGAAGAUCUGGAUAUCAUGUUCUACAGAAAGGUUCCUCCCAGACAUUUCAAGAAGUAUGUGAUCGUUGACUCCAAGACUCUAGAUGGCGAGGCCGAAUCAGCAUAA
Molecule: messenger RNA, 1653 nt
Organism: Kuraishia capsulata CBS 1993
Lineage: Eukaryota; Fungi; Ascomycota; Pichiomycetes; Pichiales; Pichiaceae
Exons: 1
Coding region: 1-1653 (550 amino acids)
Biological process (GO): carbohydrate transport; transmembrane transport
Cellular component (GO): membrane
Molecular function (GO): carbohydrate:proton symporter activity
Source: RefSeq, a predicted model, not a curated record